UAGAAUUUGUUAACACAAAAUUAAUAAAAAUUUCCGAAAAUAAAAACAAGAAAAAAAGAAAAAGGCACAGACAAAAACAAAAAGAUCUGAAAAAACGGAGGCGCGGUAAUGUGUGCCCUCAACGCAGCACAAGUCGGGGCGAAGACGAAGAGCGACAGUCACCCUACGGCGCCGUUUCAUCACCGGCAUCGGUUCCCCCAUCUCCGCUGCUGUUCAUAAACCCUAAUUUUGCCGGAUUCCGUGCCGAAACUCGCCGCAUUCAGUUGUUGUGGUUCUCAGUUUUUGAUCAAUGAGAAUUAAGUUGGAAUUUUGAGAAUCUCGACGAAUCGGAGUUGGAUUUCGAGCAAUGGAGUCGUUGGUGGAGCUCUGCGAUUUAAUCGCGCAGAAUCCGGCUCAAUUUCGUAAUAAGAUAGCGUGGAUUUGCAGCCGCUGCCCGCCGGCGGAGUCGCUGAUGAUGGGAUCGCCGACGGUUUCCAGGUCUCAACUCCAUGCGAUACUCGCGGUCGCGCGAUUCCUCUCGAAAUGCCCCAAUUCGGAACACGAAACCCCCAAGUCGCUGAUUCUCGCGUUUUACCGCUCAAUUCCUUUGACCUUUAAUCCCAAAUUCUGGCCGCAGGCGUUUUCUCCCGAGGCGGUUUCUUCGUUCUUCAACGAUUUCAUGAGUUACAUUUCGAAUGCGGCCGAACUAUCCCCUGAUUUUUCUACCGAUGUUGCGGGAUUCACGGGGGAAAUUGUAAUUCAGACGAUAACGAAUGCUGAUUCAAGCAUAUCUAGGGUUUUCUUGAAUGCUCUGUGUUCGAAUUUCCCUCCGAUCAUGCUCGCCGAUGCCAAUAAAUUGAUAUCCGUUCUUCUUGACCGAUUUGAUGUUGGGGUUCCCAUUUUAUCAAAGGACGGAAUUUUGACUCCUGAUGCGGGUUCGGCGCAGGGCUCUCCGUUGAGUGGGAACUAUUAUCAGUCCCCUAAUGUCUCUGCAGAUUCGUCAAGCAGCGCAGCGUCGAAGGAUGGUAUUGUGGCGAAUGGGGGGGACAGCGUUUCUUGGAAAAGCAAUGGGGAUUUAUCUGCUGCCGCAGCUUAUAAGAGGAACAUAAAAUUCUUUGAGGACGAGCCAGUGGAGAGUCUUGAAAAACAUGAAAUUGUUUUCAAGUUGAUUGGACAUGUAUUCAGUAAGGUGGCUAUUGAUCCCCACCUCACGGAGCAAGUGAGAGGAAUAGCAAAGAGUCAACUUAGCUCAAUGGCUGAUUUCUUGAAGAUACGAAAGCGUGAUUGGUCGGAGCAGGGGCAGUUGCUGAAAGUCAGGAUUAACAGAAAGCUGUCAGUGUAUCAAGCGGCUGCAAUGCUGCAAAUCAAAACUCUGGCAUCUCUUGACACAGAAGGAAAGUCUUCAAAAAAAUUGUUGCAUGGAGCUCUUGCAUCGUUAAUCGAGGCUGCAGAGGCGUGCUUGUUCUCGGUGUGGCGUAAAUUGAGAGCUUGUGAAGAGCUCUUUGGCUGUUUACUUUCGGGCAUCUCUCAAGCUGCUGUUAUUCGUGGAGGUCAGCUCCUCCGAGUUCUGCUAAUUCGUUUUAAACCCCUUGUGCUGGCUACUUGUGCUCAGGCCGAUACUUCAGCCAGCAGUCAAGGAUUUAUGUUCAAAAGUGUCUUGAAAACAUGCUGUGAGUUAAUUGAAUUUGGUUGGUCCAGGGAUCGGGCUCCCUUGGAUACCUUUAUCAUGGGACUGGCAACAAGUAUUCGUGAACGAAAUGAUUACGAGGAAGAGGAUGGAAAAGAGAAACCGGCAGCUCCACCAAUACAGCUGAACAUAAUACAUUUGUUGGCUGAGCUCAAUGUUUCCAUUAAGAAGCAUGAAGUUGUUGACAUGAUACUACCCCUUUUUAUUGAGAGUUUAGAAGAAGGUGAUGCUUCCACUCCAGGCUUAUUGAGGCUUCGACUUCUUGAUGCUGUUUCUCGCAUGGCGAGUUUAGGUUUUGAGAAGUCUUACCGUGAAGCAGUGGUUUUGAUGACUCGGAGCUACAUGGGCAAACUCUCAGAUGUUGGCUCUGCUGAAAGUAAAACGCAGGCACCUGAGGCGACAACAGAACGCAUUGAGACACUACCUGCAGGAUUUUUGUUGAUUGCAAGUGGUAUUACAUGUAAUAAGUUGCGCUCAGAUUACCGACACCGUUUGCUAUCACUUUGCUCAGAUGUUGGCCUGGCGGCAGAGUCCAAAAGUGGAAGGAGUGGAGCAGAUUUUCUUGGACCUCUUCUCCCUGCUGUGGCUGAAAUAUGUUCAGAUUUUGAUCCUUGUGUAGAUAUAGAACCUUCACUCUUAAAGCUAUUUCGUAACUUGUGGUUCUAUAUUGCGCUCUUUGGGUUAGCACCUCCAAUACAGAAAACUGCAGCUACGUCGAAGUCGGUUUCAACUUCACUUAAUAGUGCAGGUAGUGUGGGUACCAUUGCUCUCCAAGCGGUGGGUGGACCAUACAUGUGGAAUUCAUUAUGGUCAGCUGCUGUUCAACGUAUUUCUCAAGGGACCCCACCUCUCGUCGUGAGCUCUGUGAAAUGGCUUGAAGAUGAGUUGGAACUCAAUGCUCUGCACAACCCAGGUAGUCGUCGAGGGAGUGGGAAUGAGAAAGCUGCUGUGACUCAAAGAAGUGCUCUUGCUGCUGCUUUAGGAGGGCGAGUGGAGGUUUCUGCAAUGAGUACAAUUUCAGGUGUCAAAGCAACCUAUCUUUUAGCAGUAGCAUUUCUAGAGAUAAUACGAUUUAGCAGCAAUGGAGGUAUUCUGAAUGGAAGCCCAAAUUCAACUGCCUCUCGAAGUGCCUUCAGCUGUGCCUUUGAAUACCUAAGAAGUCCUAAUCUCAUGCCGGCUGUGUCUCAGUGUUUGACUGCUAUUGUUCAUCGGGCAUUUGAAACAGCAAUAACUUGGCUGGAGGAUAGAGCAUCUGAGACUGGGCCUGAAGCUGAGAUUAGAGAGUCUACUCUCUCGGUCCAUGCCUGUUUUCUCAUAAAAAACUUGUCCCAGAGGGAUGAGCAUGUACGGGAUAUAUCUAUGACUUUGUUAACUCAACUCAGAGAGAGAUUACCUCAGGUAACAUGCACUAUGGUUGUGUCAUCAUCUUUCACUUCAUUUUCUAGCUCACAUUCCAAGAAUACCUGUAAUGGUUUACAUGACUUGCAGAUAUUGUGGAAUUCAUCUUGUUUGGAUGCUCUUCUACUUUCAAUGCAUAAUGACCCACCUUCUGCUGUAGUGAGUGACCCUGCCUAUGUUACCAGUGUCCGCACUUUGUACCAAAAGGUUGUCCGUGAGUGGAUCGUUGUGUCACUUUCACAUGCUCCAUGCACUAGUCAGGGUCUUCUUCAGGAAAACCUUUGCAAAGCUAAUACAUGGCAGAGAACACAGCCAACGGCUGACGUUGUUUCUCUAUUGUCUGAGAUACGGAUAGGCACAGGCAAAAAUGAUUGUUGGAAUGGUCCAAAAACUGCAAAUAUUCCUGCAGUUAUGGCUGCCGCUGCCGCUGCGUCGGGUGGAAACCUGAAGUUGAUGGACGGAUUCAAUUUGGAGGUUCUUGGUACUGGUAUGGUCAGUGCCACAGCAAAGUGUAACCAUGCAGGAGAAAUUGCUGGAAUGAGAAGGUUAUAUGAGAGCAUUGGUGGUCUUGAUCAAUCUACUGGUGGCCUAAAUCUAGAUAAUCCUGAUGGGUCGGCACAGCCACCACAGCCCAAAAAAGAAUCCUUCAAUGAGGUAUUGCUUUCCAAAUUCGUAAGGCUGCUUCAGAAGUUUGUAACUGUUGCGGAGAAAGGGGAAGAAGUAGACAAAUCAUCUUUCCGUGAAACUUGUUCUCAAGCUACUGCAUUGCUUCUUUCCAAUCUGGAUUCAGAUUCAAAAUCAAAUCCCGAGAGCUUUUCUCAACUUCUGCGCCUUCUCUGCUGGUGUCCAGCUUACAUAACAACACUCGAUGCUGUAGAGACUGGUGUGUUUAUCUGGACAUGGCUGGUUUCUGCUGCUCCUCAAUUGGGAUCUGUAGUGCUUGCUGAGCUUGUAGAUGCAUGGUUAUGGACAAUAGACACUAAGCGAGGCCUUUUUGCUUCGGAUAUAAGGUGUUCUGGACCUUCUGCAAAGUUGAGGCCCCAACUUGUUGCUGGAGAGCCCCAGCUGCGGCCGGAGAAGGAUCCGGUUGAACAAGUAAUGGCGCAUAGGCUGUGGCUUGGAUUUUUUAUUGAUCGAUUUGAAGUAGUUCGACAUGAUAGUGUUGAACAGCUUUUGCUACUUGGUCGGAUGUUACAAGGGACAACAAAACUCCCCUGGAAUUUUACUCGACAUCCAAUUGCCUCAGGAACUUUCUUCACUCUUAUGCUUUUCGGCCUGAAAUUUUGUUCAUGCCAAACGCAGGGAAACCUUCAGAACUUCAGAUCAGGGCUUCAGUUGCUGGAAGAUAGAAUAUAUAGAGCCGCCUUAGGGUGGUUUGCUCAUCAGCCAGAGUGGUAUGAUUUGAGAAACAAAUAUUUUGCUCAGAGUGAAGCUCAAUCCGUUUUAGUAUUUGUCCAUCAUCUUUCUAAUGAGCGGGUUGACGCAACACAACAUGAUCUGAAAGCUCGGGGAGUUGAAAAUGGCAGCUCCACAAAUGACACUAAGGAUCACUAUCAUCCUAUCUGGGGUCAGAUGGAUAACUAUGUUGUUGGGCGAGAGAAGCGAAGGCAGUUACUUCUUAUGUUGUGCCAACAUGAAGCUGACAGACUUGAGGUUUGGGCUCAUCCUGUUGGAUCAAAGGAAAGCUCUUCUCGGCUUAAAAUUAGCUCCGACAAAUGGACUGAGUUUGCAAGGAUUGCCUUUACCGUUGAUCCUCGAAUUGCUCUGUCAUUGGGUGCGCGAUUUCCAGCAAAUUCUUCUCUGAAGACUGAAAUCACGCAGCUAGUCCAAUCACAUAUAACGGAGAUUCGCAGUAUUCCUGAAGCUUUGCCUUAUUUUAUAACCCCCAAAGCCGUGGAUGACAAUUCAACACUUUUGCAACAAUUACCGCACUGGGCAGCUUGUUCCAUUACACAAGCUCUGGAGUUCCUUACCCCAGCAUAUAAAGGCCACCCUCGAGUCAUGGCUUAUGUUCUCAGGGUGUUGGAAUCUUAUCCUCCUGAUAGAGUGACAUUCUUCAUGCCUCAGCUGGUGCAGGCACUAAGACAUGAUGAGGGGAAGUUGGUUGAGGGUUACCUUCUUAGAGCUGCCCAGCGAAGUGACAUCUUUGCCCACAUUUUGAUAUGGCACUUACAGGGUGAGACCUGUGUUCCUGAGGCAGGGGGGAAAGAUGCACCUUUGCCUUCUCCCACGAAUGUUGCCUUUCAAGCUUUGCUUCCAGUAGUUAGAGAAAAAAUAAUUGAUGGUUUCAAUCCGAAAGCACGCGCUAUUUUUCAAAGAGAAUUUGAUUUCUUUGACAAGGUUACGUCUAUAUCCGGUGUCCUCUUUCCACUUCCAAAGGAGGAAAGGCGAGCUGGCAUAAGAAAAGAAUUGGAGAAAAUUCAAGUUGAUGGAGACGACCUCUACCUACCUACUGCUCCCGGUAAACUUGUAAGGGGUAUUCAGGUUGAUAGUGGAAUACCUUUGCAGUCAGCAGCAAAAGUUCCUAUAAUGAUUACAUUCAAUGUCAUGGACCGGAAUGGGGAUCCUAAUGAUAUAAAGCCGCAAGCUUGUAUUUUCAAGGUUGGAGAUGAUUGCCGUCAAGAUGUACUUGCUUUGCAAGUUAUUUCACUUUUGAAGGACAUCUUUGAAGCUGUUGGUCUUAAUCUCUAUUUGUUUCCUUAUGGAGUGCUCCCAACUGGCGCAGAGAGAGGAAUUAUUGAGGUUGUGCCCAAUUCUCGAAGUAGGAGUCAGAUGGGCGAGACCACUGAUGGUGGUCUAUAUGAGAUAUUUCAACAGGACUUUGGGCCAGUUGGAUCGCCCAGCUUCGAAACUGCUAGGGAGAAUUUUCUCAUCAGCAGUGCCGGAUAUGCAGUUGCUAGUCUCUUGCUUCAACCAAAGGAUAGACAUAAUGGGAAUCUUUUGUUCGACAGUGUAGGCAGGCUUGUUCAUAUUGAUUUUGGUUUUAUUUUGGAAACUUCGCCUGGUGGAAACAUGAGAUUUGAAAGUGCUCACUUCAAACUGAGUCACGAGAUGACUCAACUACUCGACCCAUCAGGGGUGAUGAAAAGUGACACGUGGUACCAAUUCGUAAGCUUGUGUGUAAAGGGUUACCUUGCUGCACGACGCUACAUGGAUGGGAUCUUAAGUACAGUGGCCAUGAUGCUUGACAGCGGUUUGCCUUGCUUCAGCAGAGGUGAUCCUAUUGGAAACCUUCGAAAGAGAUUCCAUCCAGAAAUGAGCGAGCGCGAAGCAGCCAAUUUUAUGAUUCGCAUAUGCACCGAUGCCUACAAUAAGUGGACGACGGCUGGGUACGAUUUGAUUCAGUAUCUCCAGCAAGGCAUUGAGAAAUGAGGAGUUGUAUAAUCUUUGAUCUCUCGUGAUUUUUUUUUUAAGUUUGUAUCUUGUAGCUGGGAAAUGAGGAGUAAACCACGAUAAAUUAGGUGUUAUUUUUUUGGCUGGGGGAUCGAUCACCACUACUUUUUCCUUUUUUUUUCCUUUUUUUUUGUGGUUUCAUUUGGAUUUUUUUCAGAUAGAACUGAGAAACAGAGUGGCUAUGUGUGGUGGGAUCCCUCAUCUUGUAAAAAUAUAGGGUUUAGCUCGAUUUUAUUUGAAAAUAUUCGUCUAAUUUAUUUCGCAGAAAUAGGAGUUGGGAGUGCAACUUAUUUGAGGGGUAUUAUGUGAAUAUGUGAUUUCCUUGUAUGAAUGUUUUGUUUUUGGGUAA
Messenger RNA from Salvia miltiorrhiza (redroot sage), 6806 nucleotides. RefSeq names its product phosphatidylinositol 4-kinase alpha 1. The transcript is spliced from 25 exons. Gene Ontology annotation, biological process: phosphatidylinositol phosphate biosynthetic process; phosphatidylinositol-mediated signaling. The record is from RefSeq and is a predicted model, not a curated record. Bases 347 to 6436 code for a protein of 2029 amino acids. Gene Ontology annotation, molecular function: 1-phosphatidylinositol 4-kinase activity. Gene Ontology annotation, cellular component: cytoplasm; plasma membrane. NCBI's taxonomy places the organism in Eukaryota, Viridiplantae, Streptophyta, Magnoliopsida, Lamiales, Lamiaceae.